Molecule: messenger RNA, 246 nt
Organism: Schizosaccharomyces osmophilus
Lineage: Eukaryota; Fungi; Ascomycota; Schizosaccharomycetes; Schizosaccharomycetales; Schizosaccharomycetaceae
Exons: 2
Coding region: 1-246 (81 amino acids)
Source: RefSeq, a predicted model, not a curated record
AUGGUUGCCACUUACGCAUUUAAGACGUAUGGAAUAUAUCGAAGAAAAACUAUUAUCUCAAAUUUAUUAUUUCAGUCCAAGUAUCUUUAUGCAAAUGCGAUGGCGUCUUUAUUCGGUAGACUCCUUCUGAUGCAACGCUUAUUGAUGAGAACUGAUGUAGAUUAUAACAAAGGAUUGUUCAAAUUGAAGUUGAUUGAGGAAGAAUCCCGUUUCUUUAAGACCAAGCGUGACAUGAACAAAGGGUAG